AUGAAUUUAUGUACAACAUAUAUAUGGUUAGUAAUAUUUACAAAAGAUAAAUUUGUACAAUGUGCAGAUAAACAAAACACACCUGGUGGUGGAGAUAAGGAAGGAGAUGGUGAUACAGUUGAUGAAGGAGAUAAUUUUAAUGUAACAGAAGUAGCUGGACAUCUACAGGGUCAUAAUUAUCACUCACACAGUACAGUUUAUCCAAGUGGUUAUUACAAUCCAGGUUAUCCUAUAUAUCAUUAUGGUCAGGGUUAUCAAUAUACUUAUAGUCCUAGAUUUUAUCAUCCAUAUCAACAAGGUUAUCAAGGUCCUCCUCAGUUUCAAUAUCAGUAUGGAUUAAACCAGCCGAGAUAUUAUCACCCAGGAUCACAACAAAUAGGUCAUGGGAAUAGUAGUGAAUAUUCAAAUUCUGGACCAACCUAUCCUCACCCAAAUCAAAAAUCGAAUCAAGAUAAAGUUCCAAGUGAACCUACAGAAAUGAAAAAGCCAAAACAUAGUUAUAAACAUAAUAGACCAACUAAAAGUACAAAACCAACUGAACCAGUUAAGGAAUUGGUCCCAGAAGUUGUUAAACUUGAACUGGACUCUGAUGAAGAAGAAGAUACUCAAACUACUAGGGAUGGAGAAAAGGAACAAUUAGUUGGAGAUAAACCAAAGGAUGAACCAACUCAAAAAACAGAUGAAUCUGGCGAUGUAGAUAAACAAAAUGCUAAGGGGGGAAAGGAGAAAAAAACAAUAAAAUUUCCAAAGAUGAUUUUUAUGAAAAAGAAUUCUGUAGGACAACUAGUAGAAAUGACUGAAGGAGACUACAAAGAGAUAUUUGAUGAUUUUAAUAUGAAAAAAUACACAUUGCAUGCAAGUCUUGAAAUGGUGCUUUGUGAUUAUCAAGUUGUUUUUGAACAUAUAGCUGGAAAGCCUUAUUGCAAUGAAUUAUGUUAUUACGGAUUUAAAAACGUGUUUAUAAUUCGUGGUAACGAUCGGUUUUUCUUUAUUAAAUGCGUCGAUGGUGUUUGGAAAACAAAAUUUCACAAUGUUCCUCGCGACAUUAAAAUUUAUUCGCAGGGUUCUGAAGGUAAUUACGUUCAGAUAAGUACAGAAAAUAUUAAUAUUGAUUUAACUUUGAGUGAAUCAAUUAGGUUUAAUGUUGAAGGUUUAAAAUGUGUAAGGGUAAAAAACAAGGAUGAAGUAGUUUGGGAAAAAGAAAGUGAUGAAGAGUAUCCAAUAUUAAUAUGUUAUACUACUAAAAAACGUUUUUUGGUUUAUUUUAAAGAUUGUAGGAAGGUUUUUGAAAAGACUUCUAAAAAAUAUACGCAGAAAUGUAUCAGAAAAUCCAGAAACAUACCCAAUGAUUCUUAAAUUACACAUGAUAUUUUUUAAUUGAUUUAUAAUGAUAAUUGAU
Molecule: messenger RNA, 1399 nt
Organism: Theileria parva strain Muguga
Lineage: Eukaryota; Apicomplexa; Aconoidasida; Piroplasmida; Theileriidae
Product: SVSP family protein
Exons: 1
Coding region: 1-1356 (451 amino acids)
Source: RefSeq, a predicted model, not a curated record